Aspergillus alliaceus is the source of this 1655-nucleotide messenger RNA. Its product is annotated as Zn(II)2Cys6 transcription factor domain-containing protein. The transcript has a single exon. The record is from RefSeq and is a predicted model, not a curated record. Bases 223 to 1320 code for a protein of 365 amino acids. Gene Ontology annotation, molecular function: DNA-binding transcription factor activity, RNA polymerase II-specific; zinc ion binding. Gene Ontology annotation, biological process: regulation of DNA-templated transcription. Lineage: Eukaryota; Fungi; Ascomycota; Eurotiomycetes; Eurotiales; Aspergillaceae.
CCAAACCUUGCGAGCUCAUGUAAUCAAGAGGUAUUAUGUACCUAUACUUGGAUUAGUUCCUUGCAACUAGAGGCUUCUCUCAUACUCCUUGUGCCUAGUGCAAAGGAUCUCUUGAGGCUUACUAGCACAGGAAGGGUUUGACAGGUGUCGUGACAUUUGCCCUCAGCCACAACCUCCUCUCAGAGCCCCUCUAUUUAAACCCCUCCUUCCGGCCUAAUAAGAAUGGACAAGCAACCUUCACGACAGGCCUGCGACCGCUGCCACGACCUGAAGCUGCGAUGUCACCGCGCACCCAACGGAGGGGAUUGCAGUCGCUGUGUCAAGGCCGGGGCAACAUGUGUCUUCAGCCCAUCGAAUCGGGGGCGUCGACCCACCAGCCUUCACAAUAAGACAACACCCUCUGCAAGAACGGGGCAACUCAAACUAGCUCCACGCCUGCCCACCCCCAAUGUACCUAUGCCCAACUCUACCGUCGCCAACAUAGACCCAAGCCUAGUCGACGACCUACACCGAAACAUACUUGAUAUACAACCACCACCCCUACCAUAUGGAUAUCCAGAUACAUCCACUUUCCCACUGACCGACUUCCCUCUCUCCGAUACGCUCUCAACAUGGACACCUCCCCACGAACCAAGGUGUCCCACACUAUCUCCGUUGGGAGAAAACCAUGACCCCUUCCCCACGAGAUUCCACCACCCGCCCGACCCAAACCCCAGUCCAACCCAUACCCAAUCCCUAGUCCAAUUCACACGCGAUCUCCUAAACCUCGACUCAGACCUCAUCCACCACAUCCACGAAGACCCAGUCACGCACACCCCACCAACACCAACCCUAGGCUCCACCACCGCCUGCGCAAUCGACCACACCCUAUCCCUCACCCAACGCCUAAUCCGACUCCUCCACGACCACCCACCAGCCCUCGACCAAGUCUCCCUAAUGCACACCCUAUCAACCUACAUCCGCCUCCUCGAAGCCUACAACAUAACCUUCACCCACACGAUCCGCAAAUACGGCCGCCCAGCCGUGAAUAGCCAAGCGCGGAUCCCUCUCCCCCCGCUGCAAAUCGGCGGGUUCGCCGUCGAUGAUCCCGCCGCGCAGCUGGCGCUGGUCUUCCGGUCCGCGAUGCAGUUGCUGGAUCGGCUUAGGGAGCUGGUGAGGCAGGUUGCGGAUCCGUUUGUGAUAGAGGCGACUACUAGUAAUGGUAAUGCGGGCCCUGGUGGUGUGAUCGGGGCUAUGAUGGUGGCUGUUCGGGGGCAUGAAGGCCGGAUGUUGCUGAGGGCGGAGGAGUUGCGGGAGUCGUGUUGUGAGUUUCGGGGGUGAUGGGGGUGGGGGUUGUUCGUUCCCUUGCUAUGCGAUGCGAUAGAUAGAUUACUUAGACUGUUGGGGCUUUGUCUGUCCGGGAAAUUCUUGGCGUUGGUUAGUUUUGUUCGAUCUGUACCUGUAUAGAUUUUUGUCAGGAUUUGGAGGAGAUAUUGGUUUAGGGGGGAGGCUGCUAACGAGAUAGAAAGGGUCAUGGCCGAUUUGGAGGGUCGUUGGAUGGGUGGACUCGCCCUGUAUACUCGUGUCAGUAUCUGUAAGCUUGGUGAUAAAUAUUAUGGUAUAACAUGGGUCUUGCCGUAUCGGAUAUCGCAGUGACAGAAGGAGAAACGAAGGCA